AAAACCCUAAUCUCGAAAACUUAGAUGAAGAAGCUAAAAAGUUAACUUUUUUUUUUUGCAGCGUGUGUCACUUUCAGGGUUCGUUUAUGUGUUUGUUUCCACUGUUGUUACUGUUUUGGUUCAUGAACUGGGACAUGCUCUUGCAGCUGCAAGUGAAGGGAUACAGAUGGAGUACAUUGCUGUUUUCGUCGCGGCUGUUUUUCCGGGAGGUCUUGUAGCUUUUGAUCAUGAUCUGUUGCAGUCACUUCCGAGCUUUAAUGCUCUUCGUGUUUACUGUGCUGGUAUUUGGCAUAACGCUGUGUUCUGUGCACUCUGCGCGUUCGGGUUGUUUCUCUUGCCUGUGUUGCUGUCUCCGUUCUACAAGCACGGCGAAAGCCUUGUGGUUGUGGAUGUGCCUUCUAAGUCUCCGUUGUUUGGUUACUUGUCUCCUGGUGAUACUAUCGUGUCCUUGGAUGGGAUACGGGUUUAUAAACCUAGCGAGUGGAUUGAACUGUCAGCGAUUUUGGAUAAGCAGAACACUGAGACGUCGAAUGCUUCCUUGAAUAGUCUUGGAGGCUCGAGGAGGUUUCAUCAUGGGAAGGGUUACUGUGUCCCUGUCUCUCUGAUGGAAGUAGGGUUUAAGGGGAAGAUGGUUGAGAACCGAUAUGUUUGUCCUGGUGAUCUCACUCCGUUUUCAACUAUGCCGUGCGUAAAUAUAGCAGCUCCAAGAGAGGUUUCGGUUUGUUUGGAUGCAAAGGAUAUUGUCAAGCUUAACAAAUGUGGUGAUGGGUGGGUGACAACGUCAGAGACCGAUGAUAAAAGUAGCUGUGUGUGUCCCCAGGGGGAGAUGUGUUUACAAGCAAUGCAAUCUCCAGGCGUAUCAUGGACAGAGAUCACUUAUAAAAGAACCUCGUCUCAGGAUUGUUCUAGAGUUGGUCCGGAUUUCAAUACCUCGAGUUGUGUCGGGACGUUUGUGUUUGUCGGUGAUCUGAUCGCCAUGUCACUCUCGGUUCAGUUAACUGCGUACCAACCUCGUUGGAUAUCUAACUUAUUAGUCAAAUCCUUCCCGGAUGUCAUAGAAAGAAGCUUGAACUGCACGUUUCACGUCUCUCUCGCACUAGUUCUUCUCAACAGCUUACCUGUGUAUUACCUUGAUGGUGAAUCCAUUUUGGAGUCCAGUCUCCAGUAUUUCACAUGGUUAAGUCCAAGGAAGAAGAAGAAAGCUCUUCAAGUAUGUCUUUUUGGAGGGAGUCUCCUCACACUCCUCGCCUUCUUCAGAAUCUUCUUCGUCGGUUUACCUCCGAGUCGAUAGUAAAUGCCGGCGAAUCUUGAUUCCCAAAUGAUUACGACAUCUUUGCUCUUGUGAUUCGUGGCUAAGAGGAGCUCGAGCGCCUUGAACAUAUGAAGUUGAUGCAACUACACUCAGAUUCGCCGCUUACAGAAGAAGAACACGAAUCAUGGAAAACUAUGGUUCAUGUUGAGAAUGUUCAUGUUUGAUCUCAUUCACUGUAGAUAACUAGAUAUUGUUGCAUAGAAACACACCUCUUAUUUAUGGGUUAACAACCCUUGAUGCAUCGAAUUUGUCAUCAAACUGAUAUGAGUAUAAAUCAAAUGAGUUGCUCAGAAGAUUUUCUU
Molecule: messenger RNA, 1614 nt
Organism: Eruca vesicaria subsp. sativa (arugula)
Lineage: Eukaryota; Viridiplantae; Streptophyta; Magnoliopsida; Brassicales; Brassicaceae
Source: the annotation of a GenBank genome assembly